AUGGAGAACAUAUCGCGCUUCUUUGAAGCUUGUGAAAGGGGUAAAAUAAACGAGGCCAAAGAUCUGCUCGGACAGCUUGAACUGUCAAGCUUAAUCGAAGAGAAGACUCAAGAUGGAAGAACAUGUUUACAUGUGGCAGUAAUUUCAGGAAACCGAGGUUUAAUCAACAAAAUAAAAAAGACGGAUGAACAAGGAGACACGGCUUUGCAUUUAGCUGUAAGGGAAGAUGCCGUGGAUCUGGUCAAAAUUUUGGUAGAAUUGGAUGACAAUUUGUUUGAUUGUGCAAAUAAAGAAGGCCAAACUCCACUAAAAUUGGCUGUCAGUUUGGGAUUCAAAGAAGGCGUAGAGAUUUUGGUAAGUCACACAACAAACGCCCUGCACUACAUUGUGGAGCUUAACCAAGUCAAGCUUGUUGAAUAUUUAAUUAGGAAAAAGGUAUUGUCAGAACUUAUCAAUCAGCCUUUUCAGCCUGCCCCAAAUCCUCCCGGUAAAGAAAAUUGUGCUACAAAUGCAUCCAAUAAUGAAGGUAAUUGUGCUACUAAUUCCCACCAUGUCCAGCCAAUUGAUGGAGGAGAGCACCAUCCCGAGGGGAAAACUCCCUCAAAUACCGAGGAUGACCAGCCAAUUGUUCGACCAGGGGACACACCUUUGCACAUUGCAGCAAGGAACAAAUAUGGGCACAUGGUUGAUUUGUUGCUGAAAGUGGAUGACGUGAAGAAGUUUGCCCGGAACAGUGAGGGCAAGACACCAUGUGAGAUUGCAAGAGAAGUCACAGAGUACCACGAAUCUUUCAGGAUUAUAAGAAAGCUGGGAGAUUUUAGAAGCAAGACUAAGCGAUUCAUGUACUGUGCACCACAGGUGAGCCAUAAAAAGUACAUGAAAGCCAGGUCAAUGGUAAACAAGGCCUACGAAGAGAGACGCAAUGCAGAACUAGUGGUGGCAGCGUUGUUGGCUGCCAUGACAUGUGCCGCUGCCUUCACCGUCCCAGGUGGUUUCAAUUCGGAGAGUCCUGUAAAAGAGGAUCAAGGGAGCCAAGGGAGUUCUAUUCCUAGCCUUAAUCAUGUACACGAUGAUCAAGGGAGCCCUCUUCUUAUAUCCCAUGUUUCGUUUAAGCUCUUCAUUAUUUUUGACUGCAUAGCUUUCUUUCUAUCCCUCUUCGUUUGUAUAAUGUGGGAAAUGAGCUCAGAGCUUACCACAGGGGACAAGAUGAUGUUCAUGACUGUCAACAGUUUAGUGGUUUGCUUUAGCUUUGGAUUCACCGCUUUUGGGUUUAUGUCUGGAGUGCAUGCCAUGCUGGCCCGUAAGGUUGAGACCUUCUCUUGGGUUGUUUUGGGAAGUCUCAUUGCCAUUACAAUGUGUGGUGUCCUUGCAUUUAUCCGUCAGUCG
This is a messenger RNA of Cryptomeria japonica (Japanese cedar), 1386 nucleotides long. RefSeq names its product ankyrin repeat-containing protein ITN1-like. The record is from RefSeq and is a predicted model, not a curated record. The transcript is spliced from 3 exons. Gene Ontology annotation, cellular component: plasma membrane. The annotation marks the transcript as partial. Lineage: Eukaryota; Viridiplantae; Streptophyta; Pinopsida; Cupressales; Cupressaceae. Gene Ontology annotation, molecular function: protein phosphatase regulator activity; protein phosphatase 1 binding.